This is a messenger RNA of Puccinia triticina, 1881 nucleotides long. RefSeq lists its product as uncharacterized. The record is from RefSeq and is a predicted model, not a curated record. Gene Ontology annotation, cellular component: cytosol. Gene Ontology annotation, biological process: glycerophospholipid catabolic process. NCBI's taxonomy places the organism in Eukaryota, Fungi, Basidiomycota, Pucciniomycetes, Pucciniales, Pucciniaceae. Bases 1 to 1881 code for a protein of 626 amino acids. The transcript has 9 exons. Gene Ontology annotation, molecular function: A2-type glycerophospholipase activity.
AUGCCACUUGCCUAUUACCCAUCAAUGCUCGACCUAUUUCUGCUUUUCCUACUGAACUUGAAUGGGAAGGUCAACCCACAAGUCCUGACUGCCAGCUUGCCCUCCUACGCCCCCGUCAGCGUUGAAUGUCCCGUCACCCAACAGCUGUUGCGGCUCGCAGGCACCCCAAGCGGACGGAAUCAAAGCUUGUCCCAGGCCGAGGCCAACUAUCUCAAGGGCCGCGCAUCUGUAAUUAACCCACUAUGGCAGGAUUUUUUCACCAACGGGCCCGGAAAGGACAGCGGCUACCAGUCCACUUCCUUGCUGACCAAAAACCAGCAAGAUUGGCCUGUAUUUGCGAUUGCUCAUUCUGGUGGCGGUCUUCGCGCCUCAUUAUAUGCUGCGGGAGUCAUGCAAGCGCUUGAUUCGAGGUCCAGCUCUAGCCCGCUCCGCGGUGUUUAUCCAUUGUCAACAUAUGUCACUGGUCUUAGUGGUGGGAGCUGGCUGGUCGCAUCCGCGGCCGCGAACAAUUACCCAACCGCGCCUGAGAUGGUGGAGGGCUGGCAGUUGGAGAAAGAUUUGGCUCUACCCGGCGGAAUUAAUGCUCUCAGAAGUGUACAGUUUCUGGACGCUCUCCAUGAUACGGCCAAGCUCAAAGAGGCUGCUGGGUACAACAUCUCCUUGACUGACCAUUGGGGUCGCGCGCUUGGAUAUCAUUUCUUGCCCGGAACAAGCUCUGAAAACUUCUAUACCAAUUCGCCUACAACUGCUCACGGAGCGGGGAUGCUAUUCUCGAGCCUGCGGAACACGCAAUCGAUGCAAAACUUUCAGAUCCCCCUCCCGAUCAUUGUUAGUAACCACAAGCCCUUGGACGAAUCAGCCGCCAACCCGAGCAACGUGCCCGUCUCCGGAGCAACAUACGUCCCGCUCUCCGCCCCGGUCUAUGAAUGUUCGCCAUUCGAGUUCGGGAGCUUUGACCCCCAGCUGAGCGCUUUCAUUCCCUCGGAAUUUCUUGGCACUAGUCUCAACGCCGGGAAGCCUUUCAUCGCUUCAUCCGUCAUCAAAGCCGCACAAACCGACCCGAAAAACACCUGCGUUCGUGGAUUUGACCAAUUGAGUUUCAUCAUGGGAAGCUCUGCAACGUUGUUCAAUGCUGUGACUGGCUUACCUAUCCAAUACACCUCAGUUUUGCAGACGAUGGCUCAAAAGAUUUCUGGCGCUAGCUUUGACAGAUCCCUGACGGCACGGUACCCGAAUUCGUUCAGAGGUGUAAAUGGCCCCGCCGGCUUUGAUCGCUCCAGCACCGACGAGCUGGUGAUUGUUGAUGGUGGCGAGAACGGCGAAAAUAUACCGCUCAGCCCGUUACUGGCUCCAGUCAGACAAGUUGAUGUCAUCUUGGCGGCGGAUGCGUCUCGGGACUCUGAUUCAGGUGGUCCGAACGGGGCGGGCUGGCCCAACGGAAGCAGCAUGAUUAAUACUUUCCUACGAGUGACCAAGGUCUUGCCGGCUGGCACAGCCACCUUCCCACCUGUCCCGUUGGAUCCCAAAAUCUGGGAGCAAAAGGGAUUGUCAUCUCGUCCCACAUUCUUCGGCUGCAACGCGCCGACUAAGCAAGGUAAUGGUGGGUAUCCCUUAGUAAUCUACUUACCCAAUAGCCCAACCCAAUCACCUCCAUUCACCAACUACUCAACCUUCAAACUACAAUAUUCGAAGGAGGAAACCAGCUCGUUCCUGACCUCGGUCAUGGAGUCUACGACCAGGCCGAGGAUCAGUGCCAGUCGCAGUGAUGCCGACUGGCCCACAUGUUUAUCCUGUGCAUUGAUAGAUCGAGCCCGCAAUCGGCAGGGCGUGCUUCGAUCCGGACCAUGUGCGAACUGCUUCGAACGGUAUUGCUUCAGUUAA